Messenger RNA from Dermochelys coriacea (leatherback sea turtle), 8382 nucleotides. RefSeq names its product methyl-CpG binding protein 2 (gene MECP2). Gene Ontology annotation, cellular component: nucleus; heterochromatin. Gene Ontology annotation, molecular function: double-stranded methylated DNA binding; methyl-CpG binding; chromatin binding. The coding region runs from base 2449 to 3708 and encodes 419 amino acids. Gene Ontology annotation, biological process: negative regulation of transcription by RNA polymerase II. The record is from RefSeq and is a predicted model, not a curated record. The transcript is spliced from 4 exons. NCBI's taxonomy places the organism in Eukaryota, Metazoa, Chordata, Testudines, Dermochelyidae.
GAAUUCUCGCUCCGUGCAUGGCGUCGGAAUCGGGCAUACAGGAGCCGGGAUCUCCAGUGGAGACAGAAAAGCACCUGUCUCUGGGGAGAAACUUACUCUGAGAGUGCAAUAGGAGUUACGCUCGCAACUAGCACGAGCCACUUGGAUUGCCUGGGAGUUGGGGUUAUUCAGGGUCUGGUGAAUCAGGGAGUGUGUGUAAUCGAGGCAGUAUUAACAUAUAGUCUGUACCAAGGGCCCAGAUUGGGGUGGUAAUGAUUUGCAUAGUGCUUUCCACACUUUUGCCACACAUUGUAAGCUCUGUGGGGCUGAGACUGUGUUGUUCUGCCCCGCUUUAAUUAGUGAACAUGGGAUAAAUGUUGAGCAUUGAUGUGAUUGGCGGAAGAUCAUGUAAGAAGCUGUUCUUUCGUGCUGGGAGCAUGAAGAGAUGUUCACUCCCAUGCGACCGUUAAGCUUAAAUAUUUUGAAUUGGCAUUUAGGGAACUAGCAUGAAGCUGCACCAGGAGGAAAUGGUUACAGGCAGGGUGGUUUUCAAAAGGGAAAGGACAUGAAUUGGCUGUGGAAGCCCAGUUUUAUGGAGACUGAUCUCUUAUUUGGCAAAAACCUGCCAAUCAGCUCCUAGCUGUCUGCAUCUGUUUCGUUUUGAUGUCAAGUUACGUCUUGAUGCUGUGUCUUGGAGAUGUGGUGUCCAAAGAAGAACCAGUUGGUCAACUGAAGUGCUGAUAGUGCCGGGUCAGGACUGCGGGAGAAGGGCUUAUUCUGGCUGUUAUACCUGGGAGCUGGGAUCCUGGUUUUAACACCCUGGGCUGGGCUGUGCGGAGACCCCUGAGCCAGACCCAUUAGUUGUUAGUGUGACACUCUGUCUGCUUGCUUAGCCCCCUGGGGUUUUAAUGCCUUUGGAGAAGGGAUCCGAGCACUGGCAAAAUGUCCCAAGUGCCUGAGAUGGGCAGGGCCGUGGUUUCUCUGGGCCGUGAGAAGUCCAGCCACUCAUAACAGCUUAGGGAAGACUAAAGGAGAGCAGUUGGCAAAACCCCUGAAGCAGGAGCCAUCAACUGGCCCCCCCUCCAGCCCAUGUUCGCCACACGCUCUUAAGGGGCGUUUGAAAGGGAGGUCAUUGAAAUGUUACAUCCCGUCCAUGAGAGGCACAAACAGGGGCCAGCAGCUGCAUUCCUGGUGGGAUGUUUGCUGUCUCUCUCUCAGCAGGGGUAUACGCUGCAGCUUUCCCGGUGUCUACCCCCAAACGUACCAAAAACCAGAUCCAUGUAAAAAUCCCAAACUCUUUUGCCCCUGCCCAAAUAUGGGGCUUUUGAAGGUUUGUACUGCUGGGUGUCAGGUUUCUCGAGGAUUUCUCCAGACUUGUGAGCACUGGAAAUUAAUUGAAGUCUGACAUUCUGCCCAUACUCAAAUGACCCCAGGAGCUGGGGCUUUGGGGGAGAAAACCCACCACGUGUCGUGAGACUUGUGAUUGAAUUCCCAAGAGUUGGCUACGCUAGUUGGGUGGGUUGGGACCCGCCCAGAGCAACAGGCUCCCAUCAGGAAGGGAGGGGAGCCUGUGCUAUGCCUGGUGCGAAAAGGGUCCCCAAUGUUUGUCAGCAGCAAUGAGGGGACCCCCAAUCUCUGUUGAGAGGAGCCCAUCCAUCAUCUGACUUGAUGGGGGACCCCGACUCUCGGUCAGUGAGGGCUUGCCUGGCACAACAGGGGCCCCCCUCUGGUGACUGCUGUAAUAGCAGUGAUCGAUAAGAGUGCGUGCGUUAGGGAGUAGCCACCUGGUGUACGUUGGUUUGUUAAGGGCACUCAUGGUAUAUCGAAGGUGUGGAGCAGGCACUGGAGGGCGGAGCCCUCUUGCCAGCGGUGGGCAGGUGAGCCGCGGGAGCCCGGUAGGCAGCAGAUAAAACCAGGCUUCUGGUGGUUUUGGCUGGGCCGCAGGGAUUAUAUUUUUGGAGGCUGAAGGGCUGCUGAACGGUCCCUUCUCUGUGCUGUGCAGCCGGUGCCGGUAUGUCUUUAUUGCAGGGGAUCACCUGGUGCCGUUUAUCUGGAUUGCUGGGGGAUCUUCAUCCGUCCGGCACUCUCCGUGUGUGCUUGGGGUGGCCGCAGCUGGCCACCUUUCUUUCUGCUCCAGGAGCCAGCAGUUUGGAGGCUGGCUUGGUAGAAGGUGCUCCAAAUUGUGCCCAAAGCUUAGGGUUUGUUCUUGUCGCCUCCGUGAACUUUGCUGGGCCAGACUCCCAUUCUGCUCUCACCAGGCCUUUUUCAUUUGUGAAUCUGAAGAAGCUCCUACGAGGUAUGGUGGCAAACACAGCCAGGAGGUUCCCAAGGCAGGCGUCUAAAUCUGUGGCUGUGUGAAAGUAUCGUAUAGGGAGUGGUUUGGGAUCGGCUGGACCGAGUCGGAGGGAAGAAAAAUCUGAGGACCAAAAUCUGCAGGGCCUCAAGGACAAGUCCCCAAAGGCCAAAAAGAUGAAGAAGGAGAAGCAGAGGGAAGCCGAGCCGGCCGAGGCGGGCAAGGCGGAGACGUCCGAAGGAGCCGGGACCGCCCCGGCUGCCCCCGAGGCCUCAGCCUCUCCCAAGCAGCGGCGCUCCAUCAUCCGGGACCGCGGCCCCAUGUACGACGACCCCACGCUGCCUGAGGGCUGGACUCGCAAGCUCAAGCAAAGGAAGUCAGGCCGCUCGGCAGGAAAGUACGAUGUCUACCUGAUCAACCCCCAGGGCAAGGCCUUCCGCUCCAAGGUGGAGCUCAUCGCCUACUUCGAAAAGGUAGGAGACACCUCUCUGGACCCCAACGAUUUCGACUUCACGGUGACAGGCCGGGGCAGCCCCUCGCGGCGAGAGCAGAGGCCCCCCAAGAAGGCCAAAGCUCAGAAGGGCCCUGGGACGGGGCGCGGGCGGGGCAGGCCUAAGGGCAGCGGCUCGGCCCGGCCCAAGGCUGCCGCCUCGGAGGGCGUGCAGGUCAAGCGGGUGAUCGAGAAGAGCUCCGGCAAGCUGCUGGUCAAGAUGCCGUUCCAGGCGGGGGCGCCGGGGGGCGCCGGGGGGGCGGGGGGCUCGGCCACCACCUCAGCAGCCCCAGGGGCGGGCGGGCGGCGGCCCGGGCGCAAGCGGAAGUUGGAGUCGGACCCCCAGACGCUGCCCAAGAAGCGGGGGCGCAAGCCGGGGGUGGCGGCGGGGCCCGUGGGGCCAGCAGUGGCCGAGGCCAAGAAGAAGGUGGUGAAGGAGCCGUCCUUCCAGGCCGUGCAGGAGACGGUGCUGCCCAUCAAGAAGCGCAAGACCCGCGAGGCCGUGGCCCUGGAGGUGGCCCCCCCGCCCCCUGAGCGCAGCCCCAAGGGGCCCCGUCCCGGGCGCCGGAGCAAAGAGAGCAGCCCCAAGGGGCGAGGGGGCCAUGCUGCCCCUACCUCCCCCUCCCCCAGCCGGAAGGAGCCACAGCCGCCCCACCAGCCGCCCCCCGAGCCUCUGGCCCGGCCCCCCCCCAGCCCCAAGGACAGCGUGAGCCCCCCCGAGGCGCAGGACUUGAGCAGCAAGGGGCAGCCAGAGAGUGACGGCUGCCCCCAGGAGCCGGCUAAGACUCAGCCGCCCGCCCCGCUCUACAAACACCGAGGGGAAGGGGAGCGCAAAGACGCUGUGUCCACCUCCUCCUCGGCGCCCCCGCCCGCCGCCCUGCCCCGGCCCAGCAGCAGGGACGAGGCCGUGGAUACCAGGACGCCGGUCUCGGAGCGCGUCAGCUGACUUUGGGCGGCCCACGGCUAGCGGGAUGGACGGACAGACAGACACACACACACAUACACACACACACACCCCCCAAGACGAGAGGCAGCUGCUCCCGGGUUUCCCUUCCCCUAACAAUAAGGGUCUAGCGAUUUAUCUGAGUGGCACCAGCUUGGGGGGGGCAAGGGAUCUUACACCCACCAUGAUGAAACUUCACAUCUGCCGGUUGGCAUCUGAGCUGCGGCAGGGCCAGACCAGAAUGUUCCCUGCGUUAGAAACUUGGGGAACCCCACUCUCUGGCUAUAAAAUUUGGAGCAGCCAGUAGCCUGUAGCCCCCUGGACAUCCCCCUUUUCCCAGCCUGUCACGUGCAAAAAAAAACAAGGGUUGGUGGUUGAAGUGCGAUUUCAUUGGGACCCCCAAGAGCAGGAAGCCAAAGGGGGCAGUGCUUGGAUGGUAUUUUCACCCCAUUCUUGUUCCUACAUGGCCAGCUCAGCUGUUCUAUCCCCAGACCCUCCCCAAUGAAGACUCUGAGCCCCGUUUCCCACCCCCAUGCUAGCUUUGCCACUCAACCCACCCCCACGUGAAAUUGCUCCCUGCCAUCAGCUGAUACCAUCUAGAGUUUAAUGGGAGACCUAACGUUUGGGCUUGGUUUCUCUUUUCAAGGUGGGGGGGACAUGAUUUCCUUUUGGUUUUCUGAUUUAUUUUUAAACGCACCCCCAUAAUGCCCCGAAGCAUCAGAUUUUUAUAUACUUACCUGUAUAUUGCAUUAUAAAUCAGUGGGGAUUGAAUUGCUUUUCUUUUUCUUUUCUUUUCUUUUUUCUUUUUGUUCCUCUCUUUCUGCUUGUGACUGACAACAGCGACUGAGGGGGAUUUAAAAAAUUCCCCCCAAAGCACCUGGCUGGGGGGGAGUGCAAUCUCCCUCUUGCUUCUUUUACAGUAUCCCUGCUACUUACUAGCACAGGGUAAGGGACAAUAAACAGACCCUUCCAACCUGCCUGGCAGUAGCUUUCUCUGUGACCAGAGCUGUGAUCUUAGUGUUUCUGGUUCUCUCUCUAAAGGGACCCCCACCCCGGCUCCAGAGUGGAGGGACGAAGGGGGCAGCUAAUGCUCUAGGGUUGGGUUUUUUGCACUCCUCUGCUUGUGUUUCAAUUCCUGAAUGUCUUUGAUCCUGGCGGGGGGAUGCCCUUGGAAGCAUCCAUAGCAAUGAGUAGACUGCUUGGAUCCUGGCUGCUGUGGGCCGGGAAAUCCCAUAGUGGCAGAAUUGGGACCCCAAUGGGUUCAGGAUCAUGCCCUUCAUUGCUCUCACCAACCCCGUGUGCAUCUUGGGUGAGCCAAACUGCCCUGCGUGCAUCGCUGCUUCCUCUUUGGACGCUCGGUCAACCGUAGAACAACGCGUCUCCGGCUGGCGUCGAGUGGGCAUGACUGCCUGCUGGCCACCCGGCCCUCCGUCGUCGCAAUGGAGCACAUGAGCACUUUGAGCAGCCACGUGGCCAACUGGCAUAGACUGGACUGAUUCCUUAGGCAAUGCACACAUACCCGCUGGGUGACGUAACUGGAGGUCCCUCUGGAGCUAGGAAGACCUGGUCUUUGUGUUCCUCAAUAUUUCCCCACUGACGGGAGCAGGGUGUUGUGCCCACGAUGGCUUGCAAUCUGGGGCUAUACUUAAAGACCAUUCUGGCUCCCACCCUUUCAUUUAAGUUAGCAAUAGCCGCUCGGGAGGUAGCAGUUUUGAAUUGCUGUUCUUCCAAAAGACGAGUAGCCCGAGCAUUCAACUUCCAAGGGGAGGGGGCGGGAAGAUCCCGAAGUGUCCAGAUGCUUCCACCACAGUUGUCCUCCUGCCCUCUUCCGGAUCCAACCCCCCCCCCACCCACUCCCCGCUCCCCAACCCUUGGGCUGGGAUUUCACCCUGGAUGGGAAUAGAGGAGAUGCUGUGGGAUUCCUCCACCACCCACAUGCAAUCUGUUGAGUGCAAAAACUUAAAUACAUUGGUAAACUUCUCGCCCUCCUGAGGGUCAGGGGCCGCAUCCUUUUUCCUCUGCUUCCGUCAGACAACAUCUUUCCGCUUUCAAGACUCAGUAGUGAUUGUCAUAUGACCAAAUAUUACCAGGACUGUUAAUCAGUAUAUGCUGAGUGCUUGCCCUUUGUAUACAGAUGUAAACUCCCCGUGUAUAUCCGACUCUUUCUAGCAAGAGGAUGUUUUGUUACUUUUUUUGCCUUUUUGGUUUUAAACAAGUUGAUCUUUUAUCUUGUUGAAAAUUCCAGAGAGAGAGAGACACAGAGAAUUGGGAUUUUGGUUCACUUUUAGUUUUCCCUGCCUCUGCUAGUCGUUUUUUUUUUUUUUGGGGGGGGGGGGGACAAAACCCGUGGUGUUUCGAGACUUUAUAUUUGUGUGUCAUUUCUUUUAGUCUUGCCCAGUCGAGUUUAAAAAAAAAAAAUGAGAGAGAGGAAUGUCGGUGAAGUCUCCUGUGUUUCCUGGUUUCCUUUUGCGAUGGUCUGCAGGUCUGUGUCGUGAACGUUCCUGGAAAGUAAUUGUCCCAAACACACUUUUCCACCAUGAUGCUUUAAAAAAGAAAAUCAGAGAGCCCCUGAGAGCUUCCAAUCUAAAUAUGUUUUGCUCCCACUUGCAACAAAAAUCUACACUCUUAUUUGCUCUUGAAGUGCAAAUGGAGGCCUGCCUAGUUCCCUGAGGAACUUACCAUUAGAUACUUACCUGCUGCCAAGCCCGGAGAGUAGACACCUCUUAGAUCUAAUGACCAAAGGCAGAACAAGAUGAGGCGCCUGGGCGUUGAUGCUCGCCAUGGGCCAGGUGGGCAUGAGGUGCAGACUUUUAACAAGGGAGUCGACCACUCAGAGAGAUGGGUCAUGCAGUGUCCACCAUGUGCCAUAUUCAGUCACAGUUGUGUUCCUUUUUCUAAUUGCUCUAUUUGGGAUGGAGGAACUGCUGGGGUGAGUCUCCGGCCUUGGGCAGAGUGGCAGCAUCUUCUGGCCAUGACAUAGACUCAUAGACAAUUAGGGUUGGAAAGGGCCUUAGGAGGUUCUAGUCCAAUCCCCUGCUCAUGGCAGGACUAACACCAACUAAAUCAUCCCAGCCAGGGCUUUGUCAAGCUGGGCCUUAAAAACCUCUAAGGAUGGAGAUUCCACACUUCCCUAGGGAACCCAUUCCAGGGCUUCACCACCCUCCUAGGGAAAUAGUGUUUCCUAAUAUCCAACCUAGACCUCCCCCACUGCAACUUGAGACCAUUGCUCCUUGUUCUGUCAUCUGCUCCCACUGAGAACAGCCGAGCUCCAUCCUCUUUGGAACCCCCCUUCAGGGAGUUGAAGGCUGCUGUCAAAUCCCCCCUCACUCUUCUCUUCUCCAGACUAAACAAGCCCAGUUCCCUCAGCCUCUCCUCGUAAAUCAUGUGCCCCAGCCCCCUAAUCAUUUUGUUGCCCUCCACUGGACUCUCUCAAUUUGGCCACAUCCUUUCUGUAGUGGGGGCCCCAAAAUUGGACACAAUACUCCAGAUGUGGCCUCACCAGUGUUGAAUAGAGGGGAAUAAUCACUUCCCUCGAUCUGCUGGCAAUGCUCCUACUAAUGCAGCCCAAUAGGCCAUUAGCCUCCUUGACAACAAGGGCACACUGCUGAUUCAUAGCCAGCUCCUCGUCCACUGUAACCCCUAGGUCCUUUUCUGCAGAACUGCUGCUUAGCCAGUCGGUCCCCAGCCUGUAGCUGCGCAUGGGAUUCUUCCUAAGUGCAGGACUCUGCACUUGUCCUUGUUGAACCUCAUCAGAUUUCUUUUGGCCCAAUCCUCCAAUUUGUCUAGGCCCCUCUGUAUCCUAUCCCUACCCUCCAGCGUAUCUACCUCUCCCCUCAGCUUAGUGUCCUCUGCGAACUUGCUGAGGGUGCAAUCCACGCCAUCCUCCAGAUCAUUAAUAAAGAUGUUGAACAAAACCGGCCCGAGGACUGACCCUGGGGCACUCCACUUGAUACCGGCUGCCAACUAGACAUUGAACUGUUGAUCACUACCCAUUGAGCCAAACGAUCUAGCCAGCUUUCUAUCUAGGAUUUUAAACCAUGCAAUGAUUAUAUCUUUAACAAAUCCCACAUCAAAGUGAAGAGUUGGAAUAAAAACAAUUACCAUUAAAGAGAGCCAGUCGGCUAUAAAAUCUAUGGCCCCGCUGGUAGCAUUUCCAUUGCUCUGUCAACGAAGCAAUGCCGAUUGACACCUGCUGGGGAGUCUGGGCUCAUUGACCCAAUGGAGCUGCACCAAGGCUGAUCAGAACCCCAACCUGGGAGGUUCAAGCCAACGCCCCCUUAAAUAAUUCUCCAGGCAGUUGACAAAGCUGGUUGUAUCAUUCAUUUCAUGGGUGUCUUGUUCAUAGAUUCCCAGGCCAGAACCUCCCUGAAUGAAUUCCUGUUUGAACGAGAGCAUGGGUUUGUUUGACAGCAGGUGGAAAGAGAGAAACCUGGGGUUAUUUAAAAAACCAGGAACAUUGUGAAGCUGCCACCAAUGGCUGGGGCAAACCCUUUGGCAAAAUGGACUAACUUUUGAGUGGACAGCGCCCCCAAAUUUGGAUGAGAAACCAAGGGGGAAAAGCCAACAGCCCCUAGUUUAAGAUGGAUUUUAACUCCAUCUUAAAGUGAAUCCUAGAAUCUUUUAUCUCUCCCAUCCCCGCAAUGCAAAGGUUGGUUUAAACACAACAAGAAACUGUAA